This is a messenger RNA of Leptinotarsa decemlineata (Colorado potato beetle), 452 nucleotides long. RefSeq names its product zinc finger BED domain-containing protein 5-like. Lineage: Eukaryota; Metazoa; Arthropoda; Insecta; Coleoptera; Chrysomelidae. The record is from RefSeq and is a predicted model, not a curated record.
CUAUAAAGUUGCCUAUCGCAUCGCUAAAGCAGAGAAGCAACAUACAAUUGCCGAAAAUCUUAUUUUGCCAGCAGCUCUAGAUAUGAUUGAAAUUAUGGUCAGCAAGCAGGAGGCAAAUAAGUUGAAAAUUAUACCUCUUUCUGAUAAUACAAUUUCACACAGAAUAAAAGAUAUGGCCAAUGACAUUCGAGACCAAGUAGUUGAAAAAUUAAAGAAGAGCCCACAUUUUGCUUUACAGUUUGACGAAUCUACAGAUGUUUCAGAUUGUGCUCAGUUUAUAAUGUUUGUGAGAUAUGAAGCAGAUGACAGUAUCGAGGAAAAAAUAUUAUUUCGCAAACCGCUUCCAGCAAACACUUCUGGACAGUGUUUGUACGAUAUGUUUUUAAAAAGUACUUACGACUAUGACAUUGAUUGGAAAAAAUGUAUCGCUAUUUGCAGCGAUGGUGCUAAAA